Dioscorea cayenensis subsp. rotundata (Guinea yam) is the source of this 1996-nucleotide messenger RNA. Its product is annotated as MLO-like protein 6. The record is from RefSeq and is a predicted model, not a curated record. NCBI's taxonomy places the organism in Eukaryota, Viridiplantae, Streptophyta, Magnoliopsida, Dioscoreales, Dioscoreaceae. Gene Ontology annotation, cellular component: membrane. The coding region runs from base 97 to 1854 and encodes 585 amino acids. Gene Ontology annotation, biological process: defense response. The transcript is spliced from 15 exons.
AACAUUCUCCAUGCUCUUCUCUAUUUAUACUCUCUGAAGCACAUAGAUAUUAAGAAGAAGAACAUCUCGAUCUAGAAGAAACAAGCAAAGAAGAAGAUGGCAGGUGGCGGCGGAGUAGGCUCCCGGUCACUCGAGGAAACUCCGACAUGGGCUGUCGCCGUUGUUUGCUUCGUCCUCGUCGUUAUCUCAAUUAUCAUAGAGCAUGCUCUUCAUCUUCUUGGCAAGCUUCUAACAAAGCAUAACAAGCGUGCACUUUAUGAAGCAUUGGAAAAAGUUAAGUCUGAGUUGAUGCUGUUGGGUUUCAUAUCUUUGUUACUAACUGUGGGACAAGGAGUUAUCUCCAAGAUAUGUGUGCCUAAGAGUGUAGGAGAUUCAUGGCAUCCAUGCAAAAUGAAAAAUGACACAAAAAGCAUAACUCAAGAGCACAAGAUUGGCAGGAGAUUGAUGCAAGAUGCAGACUAUAACCCGGGAAUUUACCGACGAAGUCUAGCGGGUGGUGGAGGCUCUGAUAAAUGCAUAGCAAAGAACAAAGUGCCACUGAUUUCCACUGAUGGAAUUCAUCAGCUUCAUAUAUUCAUCUUUGUUUUGGCUAUCACUCAUGUUCUUUACUGCAUAACAACCAUGGCUCUUGGUAGAUUAAAGAUGAGGAGAUGGAAAGUAUGGGAAGAGGAGACUAAAUCAGCAGAGUAUCAAUUUUCAAAUAAUCCUGAUAGGUUUCGGUUUGCAAGAGAGACUUCAUUCGGUCGUCGGCACUUGAGUUUCUGGAGUAAAAAUCCCAUCCUCAUCUGGAUUGUAUGUUUCUUUAGACAGUUCAUUCGAUCGGUUUUUAAAGUUGAUUAUAUGACACUUCGGCAUGGAUUUAUCAUGGCACAUUUGGCUCCACAUAGCUCAACCAAAUUUGAUUUUCAGAAAUAUAUAAAGCGAUCACUUGAGAACGAUUUUAAGGUUGUCGUCGGAAUAAGCCCAACAAUAUGGUUCUCUGCAGUUGUAUUCUUGCUAUUUAAUACUCAUGGAUGGAACUCAUAUCUUUGGAUGCCAUUUAUCCCUUUGGUGAUUAUUUUACUGGUAGGAACAAAACUUCAAGUGAUUAUAACAAAAAUGGCCUUGCAAAUCAUGGAGCGCGGUGAUGUUGUUAAGGGUAUGCCUGUUGUUCAGCCUGCCGACCAUCUUUUUUGGUUUAAUCGUCCACAUCUUCUACUCUAUCUUAUUCACUUUGUUCUCUUUCAGAAUGCAUUUCAGAUUGCUUUUUUUGCAUGGAGUUGGUAUGAAUUUGGAUAUCCUUCAUGUUUUCACCAACGCAUCGAAGAUAUGAUCAUAAGAAUUUCAAUGGGUAUCUUGAUUCAGGUUUUGUGCAGUUAUGUAACUCUUCCUCUGUAUGCAUUAGUAACACAGAUGGGAUCGAAAAUGAAGGCGACAAUCUUUACUGAAAGAGUAGCAGUUGCUCUUAGAAAAUGGCAUCAAACAGCUAAAAAACACUUGAAAGAAAACCAAAGAUCAGGUAGCAACACACCAAUGUCGAUAAGUAGACCGAUAACUCCAAGCCAUGGAUCAUCACCAAUGCAUCUCUUACGAUACUAUCGAAGUGAAGUAGAUAGCCCACAAGCUUCUCCGAUGCGGCAUUAUGCCGAUGACAAUCACUUUGAUAUUGAAAGAUCGCCGUCACCGGCACAACACACUGUCUCUGGCUCUAAUGCUCAGCAUCUCAAGGCCAAUCUGCAGCAAAUGAUGAUGAGAGAAAUGGAAGAGAUUUCAAGCAAUUCAAGAACAUUGCCUUCGAAAACAGAUGAAAUUCAGAUUCAUGUCGACAACAACGGUAGCAGUGAAAGCCGUGAAUUUUCAUUUGAAAGAAGAUGAUACAGAGUGCAAUUAAUGAACAUUUGAUUCAAUGAUUUAUAGAAUUAAUCCCAUAACUGGUGUAAAUUACACCUUCGAAAUUUUGCAUUUCUGUGUAAAAUGUGAAAUGGAAGAGCAUAGUUAUUCAAAAUAUGAAAAUUCA